GAGAACAGCAGUAGGGAUGAACGCCUGGCUGGUGAAGUCAUGGAGGGAGACGAGGAGGCCAGCAUGUUGGAUGAGCUCCUUGAGCAGGUCAGAAAAGAUGACCCUUUAAUGACGGAGCUCAAUGUCAACAACUCAGAUGUCAUCAAGACCCACACUCUCAUCCAAUUUGCAGAAGCACUACAACGCAACACACAUGUCAAGACGUUUGCUUUAGCCAACACCUGGGCUGACGACCAUGUGGCUUAUGCCAUUGCCGGCACUCUGCGGAAUAACACGUCUCUGACCAGCGUAAUCCUUGAUUCCAACCACCUCACUGGCAAGGGAAUUUUGGCCGUGGUACACGCCUUAGAGAAAAAUAUAACCGUCACUGAGCUUCGCUUCCACAACCAGCGGCACAUCUGUGGAGGCAAGACAGAGAUGGAGAUGGCCAAUGCGUUGAGAAACAACACCAGGUUGAUGAAGCUGGGCUACGGCUUUGAGCUGGCCGGCCCAAGGAUGACCAUGACCGACAUCCUGAGUCGGAACAUGGACUUGCAGCGGCAACGUAGACUGGAGGAAAAGAAACAGGUGCAGCUGCAAGCCCAUUCAUCCCAGCAGCUUCAGCCAUUCCAGUCAUCAUGCCAGACACCGCAACCAUAGACUAACACAAAAAAGAACACCUUGCCUUUGGGGAAGUUAGUCAACCUCAACCCAAGUCUGUUGGUGAGACUAAGAGGACAGGAAACCUUAUGAAAACAUCUCCUUUUUUGUCCCGCCCUAAACCCUCAGCUGAACCCUUCUACAAGGUGAGCGGCAAAGCUGGGGACAUGGCGAGCCCUAAGGCUGUGGGUAAGCUAAACCCUAAGGCUUGGGGUGGUAGAUCUGGAACAGGGUUUACACCACCUCCUCCUAAGGCUGGGGAUGCUGGAUCUCGUCCUGGGUCUCCACCACCUCCACCUCAGGCUCCUAAGGCUGGCCAAUCUGGACCAGCAGCACCUCCACCUCCUCCCCCUUUCCCAGUGUUGGAGGGCCUAAGGAAAGCCCUUAUGCCUGCCUCACAGAGGAAAUUCAGCGGGCUGACUUCACGCCACGGAGAGAGGAACACUAGGGACCAGUUGCUGGACUCCAUUCGCAAGAGCACUAUGAAAGCUCAAAAAAAUGUUCGAACAGGAGAGGAGUGGAGUGGAAGUUGUUUGUGAAAGCAGCAUGAUAAUGCAAUCAGUACAAUGUGAUUAAUGUGGUUGAUGUUCCGAAGCUGCUUCAGUAACGGGCAGGGGAUCACAGGAAGAAGAGGUUGGACUUGAUACAGAAACAGAACUGCAUUUGUCUUACAGUAGUACCUGGGGUGCAGCCUUGCUUCUGUUGUUGCUGCUGAGAUAUGGAGAGAUAUCUAAUGCAGUGGGUACUGUGAGUCAGAAGGUGGUUUUGGUGAAACCACCUUAGGCUACACUUCCUGUUGACUUCCGUCUCCCUCAGUUGAAUCUCUCCCUCCUUUUCUCCUUAGAUGUUCAUAUUUGGUCAUUGCAUUGAAGACACAGUAUGAUGUAAGAAUAAUUAAUUUUUAAUUACUGGAUGAUGGUCAGUUGGAUGUUCUGCUCUUUCAUGUGAGGCUUUGUCCAGCUAAGAGGUAGGGAGAAUGGGGGAGUUGCAUAGCGGAAACAGAAAAGUUCAAAGGGGAGAACAACUGAAAGGAAAGGCUUACACAUUGCAAGUCACCAUAUUUUUUGUAUUUUUAGACAGUUAAGUAGCCGUAAGAGGAAUGAACAAAGACAUUUUUUAAAUGUUUUUUUUAAAGAUAAUUUUCCAGUGUCACGAUUAAAGGAUAUUAUAUACUGAACAAAACUAUAAACGCAACAUGCAACAAUUCAUUAUUAUUACAA
Molecule: messenger RNA, 1859 nt
Organism: Salvelinus sp. IW2-2015
Lineage: Eukaryota; Metazoa; Chordata; Actinopteri; Salmoniformes; Salmonidae
Source: RefSeq, a predicted model, not a curated record